GUCUACUCACUUCUUGAAGCCUAGACACUCUUAACUUAUAAAAAAAUAGCUAUAAUGAGAUUUGGAUCAUCAAUUUUUCCUCAUGUUUUCUCUUAUUUUUCUUAAUUUAAGGAUUGAUAAAUUAUAAAUAAUAAAAAAAAAAAGAAACUCAACACUUAGAUUAAGAAAAAUGAGAAAAAAGGGGAAGAAAAUGGUAUAGAUCCAAAACUGUAUGAAUGUAUGAAAUACAGUACUCCUGUAUAACUGGUGGUGCAAGCAGUUAGUGUGUAUAAAUGAGUGCCUUUAUACUAGUAUGACCCAUUUCCCCACAAACUCUCACACAUAAUGGCAUAGCAAAACUGCAAAGAUAGUGACAUCUGAGAAUCAAAAGUAAAAUCCAAUGACACACCACACCUUACUGUACACUCUUAUUUACUACUCUCAAUAGCUGAAUUAUUCAUACCACAUAACUUAACAGUUUAUAGAGAGAGAGAAAAUAAACCAAAAUGUAAAAAAGAAAGAAAGUUAGUAGUAUAUGAGAGAGAGAAAUAGGUAGUAGUAGUAGUAUUGCUGCAGAGUUUGCAGGUUUUUAGCAGAAAUGGUGGCAGAUGGUUUUUUAACUUUACAUGUGAAAUUAUUUUCUCUCUUAUCUUUUUAUUCAUUCAUUUUCCUUGGUACUAGCUAGUAUGAGAGAGGAGAGAAGUGUUGUUUGUGUGGCAGAAACAACGAUGUGAUUGAACAUUGAAAAGCUUUCUUCAGUUAUUAGUAUUAUUAUUAUUAUUAUUACACUUUGAUAUAUUCAGAAACUUUGAAAAUCUAAAUCUUUCUUCAUAUUCACAUAAAAAGCUAUAUUAUAUGGAGAAUUCACAGAAGAAUACUCUCUUACUCAUUUUACCUUACCCUUUUAUCUCUCUACCAACAACCAUUUGAAUGCUUGGUUUGUUCCUAGUGAGUGAGUGAGUGAGUGAGUCCUACAAUUACUGCUAUCAUAGCAUAGUAUAGCAUUAUUAACAAACACCCUUUUCCUGUUUUUCUCUUCUUGUGUUUGGUUCUUUGUGUAUGAACAAGAGAUUCUAGAAAGAAAGAGUUUUUUGGUGGUUGUUGAGUUAUGGCAUUUCAAUUUGGAGUAUUUUGUGUUCUUGCUUUGCUCAUUUGUUUCAAUGUCAAUUCAGUGGAUUCAGAUGAUGGGGCAACAUUGUUAGAGAUAAAGAAGUCAUUCAGAGAUGUGGAUAAUGUUCUAUAUGAUUGGACAGACUCACCAACAUCAGAUUAUUGUGCUUGGAGAGGGGUUUCAUGUGAUAAUGUCACCUUCAAUGUUGUUGCACUCAAUCUUUCAGGUCUGAAUCUUGAUGGCGAAAUUUCGCCGGCAAUAGGGAACCUUGAGAGUUUGGUCUCUAUUGAUCUUAAAGAAAACCGGUUAUCAGGUCAGAUACCAGAUGAGAUUGGUGACUGUUCUUCGUUGAAUAGCUUGGACUUGUCAUUCAACGAAAUACGGGGGGAUAUACCAUUUUCGAUAUCUAAGCUGAAACAACUGGAAAGUCUGAUUUUGAAAAAUAAUCAGUUAAUUGGACCAAUUCCUUCAACAUUGUCUCAGAUUCCUAACUUGAAGAUACUGGACCUGGCACAGAAUAAUCUUAGUGGUGAAAUACCAAGGCUUAUAUACUGGAAUGAAGUUUUGCAGUAUCUUGGCUUGCGAGGAAACAACUUGGGCGGUUCACUAUCUCCGGACAUGUGCCAAUUAACUGGCUUGUGGUAUUUUGAUGUGAGAAACAAUAGCUUGACAGGAAGUAUUCCUGAAAACAUAGGAAAUUGUACCUCCUUCCAGGUCUUGGAUUUAUCGUACAACCAGUUAACCGGAGAGAUUCCAUUCAAUAUCGGAUUUCUGCAAAUUGCAACCUUGUCAUUGCAAGGGAAUAAACUUUCGGGACAUAUUCCCCCGGUGCUCGGUCUCAUGCAAGCACUUGCUGUGUUGGACUUGAGUUGUAACAUGUUAACCGGAUCAAUCCCUCCGAUUUUGGGUAAUUUGACCUACACAGAAAAAUUGUACUUGCAUGGAAACAAGCUGACGGGCUCCAUCCCUCCGGAACUCGGAAAUAUGUCAAAGCUUCACUAUUUGGAACUGAAUGAUAAUCUUCUAAGUGGACAUAUACCUCCCGAGCUCGGAAAGCUUACCGAUCUAUUUGACUUAAAUGUUGCUAACAACAACCUUGUGGGGCCGAUUCCUGGUAAUUUAAGCUCAUGUACAAACCUUAACAGCCUAAAUGUGCAUGGGAAUAAGCUGAAUGGAACAAUACCGGCUACUUUUCAGAGCUUGGAGAGUAUGACUUCUUUGAAUCUCUCAUCAAACAACCUCCAAGGCCCCAUUCCGAUUGAAUUGUCACGGAUCGGUAAUUUGGAUACAUUGGACAUUUCAAACAAUAAAAUAAUUGGACCGAUUCCUUCUUCCCUUGGUGACUUGGAACAUCUUCUGAAGCUGAAUCUCAGCCGAAACAACUUAACAGGACCUAUUCCAGCAGAGUUUGGUAAUCUUAAAAGUGUUAUGGAAAUUGAUCUUUCUCAUAACCAACUCUCUGACUUUAUUCCUGUUGAACUUAGUCAACUUCAGAACAUAGCAUCAUUGAGGCUUGAAAACAAUGACUUAACUGGGGAUGUAGAGUCACUUGAAAAUUGUCCAAGUCUUUCUCUGCUGAAUGUGUCAUAUAACAAACUAGUUGGUCUUAUUCCCACAAGCAACAACUUUACCAGGUUUUCACCAGAUAGUUUCAUUGGAAAUCCUGGUCUUUGUGGUAACUGGUUGAAUUUUCCAUGUAAAGGCCCUCAUCCUUCAGUACGAGUUACAUUAUCUAAGGCGGCUAUUCUGGGAAUUACACUCGGUGCCCUUGUAAUUCUUCUUAUGAUACUUCUGGCUGCUUUCCGACCACACCAUCCAUCUCCGUUUCCGGAUGGAUCACUCGACAAACCAGACAAAUCAAUUACUUUCUCUCCUCCAAAACUAGUGAUUCUUCAUAUGAAUAUGGCACUUCAUGUGUAUGACGAUAUCAUGAGGAUGACUGAAAACUUGAGUGAGAAGUAUAUAAUUGGAAGUGGUGCAUCGAGUACCGUUUAUAAAUGUGUUCUUAAAAAUUGCAAGCCAGUUGCCAUAAAGAGGCUCUAUUCUCACUAUCCACAAUACUUGAAAGAAUUUGAGACUGAGCUUGCGACCGUCGGCAGCAUUAAGCACCGGAAUCUGGUCAGUCUCCAAGGCUACUCUUUGUCACCUUAUGGCCACCUUCUCUUUUAUGACUACAUGGAAAAUGGCAGUCUCUGGGAUCUUCUUCACGGAGCUUGCAAGAAGAAAAAACUUGACUGGAAUCUGCGUCUAAAAAUAGCACUCGGAGCAGCACAAGGACUUGCAUAUUUACACCAUGAUUGCAGUCCUCGCAUCAUCCACAGAGAUGUGAAAUCGUCGAACAUUUUACUGGAUGCAGAUUUUGAGCCGCAUCUCACGGAUUUCGGCAUUGCCAAAAGUCUCUGCCCUACAAAGACCCAUACUUCUACUUACAUAAUGGGCACAAUUGGCUACAUAGAUCCGGAGUAUGCCAGAACUUCCCGUCUCACUGAGAAAUCUGAUGUCUACAGCUACGGUAUUGUUUUACUUGAAUUGCUAACUGGAAGAAAAGCUGUUGACAAUGAAUCCAACCUCCAUCAUCUAAUUUUGUCCAAGACAGCUAGCAAUGCAGUAAUGGAAACUGCCGAUCCCGAUAUUACUGCCACGUGCAAGGACCUUGGAGCAGUAAAGAAAGUUUUUCAGCUUGCUCUAUUAUGCACAAAGAGGCAACCAGCCGAUAGGCCAACAAUGCACGAAGUUGCGCGUGUAUUAGGAAGUCUUGUGCCGUCAAUCACACCACCAAAACAACUAACUCUUCCACAGCCUGCAUCUCAUCCAUCCGCCAAAGUUCCGUGCUACAUGGAUGAGUAUGCAAAUCUCAAGACACCACACUUGGUGAACUGUCCUUCCAUGAGCACCUCGGAUGCUCAACUCUUCCUCAAAUUCGGAGAAGUAAUCUCUCAGAACAGUGAAUGAGCAUUAUUUUGAAAAGAAUCAGUUUUUAGUUAUCAAAUUCAUGAGUCAUGUAUAUUAAAAAUCCCAACAAAAAAAGGGAUACAGAAUUUGAUGAUGAGGAAUUUAAAAAUGGGGUGUACAAGUUUUUAAUUAAUUAUUUAGUUAAUUAAAAGAUGUGUAUAAGAAAUUUAGUAUUUUAGUGUAAGUUUUUUGUGAUGAUGUUUGUGACAAGUUAGAUAUUAUGUUUCAUCAACAAACUUACAACAAUUUGAAAGGUGUGUAAACCAAAUUUGUUGUACUUUUAUGUUUGGUAGCACACAAGAUUGAAGUAAUGAAGUUAAGGUUAUGGGACCA
This is a messenger RNA of Trifolium pratense (red clover), 4375 nucleotides long. RefSeq names its product LRR receptor-like serine/threonine-protein kinase ERECTA. The transcript has 27 exons. The coding region runs from base 1088 to 4042 and encodes 984 amino acids. Gene Ontology annotation, cellular component: plasma membrane. Lineage: Eukaryota; Viridiplantae; Streptophyta; Magnoliopsida; Fabales; Fabaceae. Gene Ontology annotation, molecular function: receptor serine/threonine kinase binding; protein kinase activity; ATP binding. Gene Ontology annotation, biological process: protein phosphorylation. The record is from RefSeq and is a predicted model, not a curated record.